Aureobasidium pullulans EXF-150 is the source of this 708-nucleotide messenger RNA. RefSeq lists its product as uncharacterized. The transcript has a single exon. The record is from RefSeq and is a predicted model, not a curated record. Bases 1 to 708 code for a protein of 235 amino acids. NCBI's taxonomy places the organism in Eukaryota, Fungi, Ascomycota, Dothideomycetes, Dothideales, Saccotheciaceae.
AUGGCUCCUAUUCCCGGCGCACCUCGCGAGCUACUGUGGUAUCAUCAAAUCCAAAGAGAAAACCGCCACAUCCUCGAGCGUAUCAACAAACAGCAAGCAGACAUGGUCAAUAUCAGCAGCCAGUUGUCGAUCAAUCAAAGACAAGCAGAGCAAGCACAACAGAUCCUUUCGGAGCUCGAGGCAAAGCAAGUCACGGCCACGGAGCGUAGGAGAGAAGACUUUGAGCAGGAAAAGGACAUUCUAAAGCGAAUCAGCGAGCUCGAGGAUUCAGUCCAAGCACUUCGAAGGGCCAACGACAGUCAACCUGUCGCUACAGGCACCACGAGUCAAUGGCAGACACUCGAACAAAGACUUGACACCAUUGAAAACAACCAGACCACUGCCUCCGACCAGUACAUGCAACAACUGAAGCUGAGAAUGGAUGAGUUGGAGAGGGGUAUGACUAACACUGCCGGGCGUUCCGUCGGCUCUGUCCAACAGGGGGCUGGGGAGAGAGCUAUCGAAUCAGUACCAGAAGCCGACUUGAGCGUGCCAGGAGUGGCUGCAGGCGACCAGUCCAGAGGAGGGCAAGCAAAGGACAUAGCAACCCAAGAGUCAGAGAGUGAGUGUCAGUCGAACGAGAGACCCUCUGUUCUUGUCCAGCAGAUAAGACGUCUUGGAAGAGAAAGAAUGCCUUUUCGACCAACUCCGCCGGAUUUGGGGUGGUAA